CACCACUAUCAACAAUCAUGACGUCAGACAUUUUAUAUGUUCCCCACGGUUGCCCCUCCUUUUUUUUUGCCCAUGCGAAUCAGCAAUGCAAUUCUAUUGAAUGCCAAUGCAAAGCUACUGUUUUGCCCAUAUCAGGGCAUGCGGCUGUGCACCACACACAUACCGGCCCCAGAAGAUCGUUCUGGUUCCGUGAAUCCCGUGCUUCCAGUUGGAUUUGAUUAACCGGCCGUUAUACCUUAUCAGUCCUCCCGUGUUUCCUCAAAAACAAACCCUUUGUCGUCAUCGAAUGCAGAAAGCCACGACGAUGCAAGGCGAGAGUACUCACAUGGACAUGGACAUGCAGCUUACCGCCUCUCCAUGACCGAAGCCCAUCCUCGUUAUCGUCGUGGAGACUCCAAUGGGUGGACCCACUAACGGUAUCCGACUGGAACCCUCUCGCUAUGGGCCAAUGAAGCGCUGAAUCCAGACGUGUGCCUGACUUGGUAAAAAAAAUGGCCUUUUGGCGGGCGGUGACGGAAGAUUGUCUCAUGGUCUAUGAUAUAAGCUAGGGGUGAGCCACGACAACCCCUCCUCAAACUGCACCCCUAAAUCGAAAGAUUUUUUUUGAGAACGUUCUGUCCACGGCAACUGUUUGUUGACAAGGAGGACAUAUACAAGAGGAAAUAGAGAGAUUUACCGGCAGAGUCCAUAUUAUACCCCGCCAAUGCACACGAUGCCUUCUGCUCUGACGCCACCGGUUGAGGGCGAGAAUGAGGAUCUCUCCGUCCCCAGAACGAGCUAUCAACCUACACAAACUGAUGCCGCCAGCAAGAAGCGGAAGGUGAUUUGCUUCUCAGACUUCGACGGCACGAUAUUCAUGCAAGACACCGGGCACAUCCUCUUCGACAGCCACGGCUGCGGCAGCGAACAGCGCGCCAUCCUGGACGAGCAAAUCAAAUCCGGCGAGCGCUCCUUCCGCGACGUCUCGGAGGAGAUGUGGAGUUCCCUCAACGUGCCCUUCGAGGACGGCUUCGAGAUCAUGGAGGAGAAGCUCGAGAUGGACCCCGACUUCCGCGAAUUCCACAAAUACUGCCUCGCCAACAGCAUCCCCUUCUACGUCAUCUCCGCCGGCCUGAAACCCGUGCUCCGCGCGGUCCUGGAUAAGUUCCUCGGAGAGGAGGAGUCGUCGCAUAUCAAGAUCGUGGCGAAUGAUGCGGAGAUUGCAGAGGAUGGGUCGGAGUGGAAGCCGAUCUGGCGCCAUGAUACGGAGCUGGGGCAUGAUAAGGCGCGCUCUAUUACCGAGUACCGCGAGUCGGCUAAGACGGCUGCGUCUACCGACGAGCUGCCGCUGAUUGUCUUCAUCGGCGAUGGUGUCUCAGAUCUGCCCGCUGCGCGCGAGGCGGACGUGCUGUUCGCGCGCAAGGGGCUGAGGCUCGAGGAGUACUGUGUUGAGCACAAGAUUCCGUAUAUCGGGUUUGAUACGUUUGCGGAUGUGCAGAGGGAGAUUGAGAGUAUUACGGAGGAUGAUGUGAAGAAGACGGGUGGAAAGGGGAAGCCGGCGAGGUUUAACCCGCGUGCGAACUUCUGGAGGAGAGUCUCCAGCCAGCAGUCGGUUACGAGGUGAUUGGGAGAGGGAUAGACUGGGGGUGGGCGUCGUUAGCGUGGCUGUUUGCUUUGGGCGAUGUCUAGAUAUCAAUAUAUUAUAUUAUAAUUG
Messenger RNA from Pseudogymnoascus verrucosus, 1693 nucleotides. RefSeq lists its product as uncharacterized. The coding region runs from base 704 to 1603 and encodes 299 amino acids. Gene Ontology annotation, molecular function: phosphatase activity. The record is from RefSeq and is a predicted model, not a curated record. The transcript is spliced from 3 exons. NCBI's taxonomy places the organism in Eukaryota, Fungi, Ascomycota, Leotiomycetes, Thelebolales, Thelebolaceae.